Neocloeon triangulifer is the source of this 2411-nucleotide messenger RNA. Its product is annotated as fibroblast growth factor receptor substrate 2. Gene Ontology annotation, biological process: cell surface receptor protein tyrosine kinase signaling pathway. Gene Ontology annotation, cellular component: cytoplasm. The transcript is spliced from 5 exons. The record is from RefSeq and is a predicted model, not a curated record. Lineage: Eukaryota; Metazoa; Arthropoda; Insecta; Ephemeroptera; Baetidae. The coding region runs from base 281 to 1363 and encodes 360 amino acids.
UGUUUGUGUAUGUUCCUGUUGCGGACGCAAAAGAGGGGCGGCGACGGACGAUUUUUCGUUCGACACAAUCAACCUUUUAUUCGAGCCUUUUCCGGCCGAAUUGUCGGCAAUUUUCCGAAAAUACGAUGACCUUGUAGACGCAACCUUGCCCUGAGGAGUGCUCUCGGCGUCAUGCUGCUCAGCGUGGCCCUCAGGAAACUCUGCGGGCCGUCGCUUCCAUUCCGCGAAACUGCUGAAAUUUCACCAUUUGAAGGAUGAGUCACUCGUAGUGGCCGGACAAAUGGGUUGCAUCUCGAGCAAACCAGACAUCAACGACGUGCACGCCCACAUCUUCCGGGUUAUGAACCUGGAUGACGCCGGCCAGGUUCUGUGCUCGGGACAGCUUGAGGUCAGUGACCACGAGCUGAUCCUGUACCAACACGGCAAGAAUCCAGUCAAGUGGCCUCUCAGGUGUCUUCGGAGGUAUGGCUUCGAUGCAGACGUCUUCACCUUUGAGUCUGGCAGGCGAUGCGUCACAGGCCCCGGAAUUUACGCCUUCAAAUGCCAACGGGCCGAACACCUUUUCAACCUUUUGCAACUCAAUGUCCAAGCUCUUGGCCCCGACGACACUCUGUCCCGCGACCUUCCAGCUCCCACCGUGUCCCCACCUGGAACUCUUCCGCACAACCACUCUUUCAGCCCCAUGGUCGACAGCCCGAACGAACCAAACUACCUAGAGCCCCUGCGCACCAGCCGGUCGGUGACCUUUGACCGGCACUCCCUGGGCCUGCUGAGUCCCCAGACCUCUGUGCCUGUGAUCGCCAACAGAAACGGCGGCGCCGUCUACGCCAACGACCUUCCUCCUGCCGCACAGGUUGCUGAAAGGGUGUGGCCUGUGGUGGCAGAGGAGACAGUGCGGACGCCGACCACCCCAAAGGCGGCCAACGUUUUCGGAGAAGAGGCCCACCUGUACAUGAAUGUGGGCUCGGUGGCCACACCUGAAGAGGUGGCGACCCCUGUCAGCAGGGCGCCGCUGCAGGUCCUGGAGAUGCCGGAACUGAUGGACCCUCAUUUUUAUGCCAACCUUAGCCUAGAGCUGCGAACCGUGCCGCCUUUAUCUGCACCGGAACCUGUUGAAGAGGUGAAGAGGGUAAAUUACAUAGAAUUGGACCUUGACGGUGGCGGUGAAAGCUCUCAGUCGACCCCCCUGUCGCCAGCCAACUCCCUAGUGUCAACCCCGACGGCAGUCAACUCGCCCAAAGGCGCCACUGGCUACGCGUCCAUUGACUUUGACAAGACAGCUGCGCUGUCCAGCAUUGACCAGAAGUGCUUGCGCAAAACCAGACACAACUCGUCGAAAAACGAGGUGCUGCCUGGCGAGUAGUGGCGCAGCUACGUACAAAAGUCGUGAAUGCAAUUUUGGUCUCAGCUUUGGUCGGUGCCCUGCCUUUUGGUUCUAAUUUUUGUUACCAACCUGUGAUUAUUAUUAUCACUCAACAGGCAGCCAAAUGUUUUGUUUCAAGGCCUAAUGACAAAAGAAACUCAGACUGGCGAAUUUGAAAACAGACGUUUGCUGUGAAUGAAACUUGUUUCUCUGUAAAAUCGUAUAUUAUGAAAUUUCCCAAUGCUCAAGAUUACGCAUUUUUCGCAAGCACAAAUUGAUUGUUUUGAGAGAGAGAAAAAAAUAGGGAACUUUUGUGUCAUAAGAUUCAGCUCGAUUGUCAAGCUAAUUAAGAGAAACGAUUGGUGUAAUAAUUAUGGUGGCUCUGUGAAAUGUUGAACAAUGUUUAAAUAGCCUAUUUUAUUGCUAUGGUAACCAAACAAGGCAUGCUUUUUACGAUAUUAUACUUUUUACUGUUAUGUUUUUUGUUCCGAGGAGUACAAAUCUCAAAAUUUUUAACCUUUAUUUAUACAUUAUUAUCUUUGUGACACAUACACAGCGUUUGAACUGCAAAAAGUUUUGUUUUUAAAACGGUUUUUUAAUUUCAAUCUUUUGAGCUCCGCUUGCCAAGUUUUGAAGGUCCAAGUUGUGGACCGAUUCAAAUGACACCUACGAUGAAAUAUGUUGUGGAUUCAAAGUUUGACCUGCAUUGAGUCUGCAAGACUGGCGGUGUGUUCACCACGAUUGAACUCGUGUGAGUGCAUUGGACCCUCUCCGCACAAUGCCAACUUUGAUAGUGUACUCCGUGAUAAAAGUGUUUGCCAAAGAGAUGCGAGGCUGGUUGCAAAAUAGCCAAUUGAUCUGCGUGAAUAAGUUUUUCAAAUGCCAGUAACAAAUAUUCAAUAACUAUAAUUAUACUCCUGUUCUGCAACCGGCCAUUAUUUAUACAUAAUGCUUAUGCGCUGCAUACAAUUUUGUAUAUUUGUUUUCUAUGGCUGUAAUUAUAAAAAUUGAUUAAAAAGAAAUAAAUGAAUGUGCAGCUCAAAAUUAA